CAUCAUCCAUCCCAGCAAAACCAGAGUGGAUUACAUGGCAUUUAUUUGCGAGCCUUCUGCACGGGUCUUGAUUCAGUGCUGCAGCCAUAUCGACAGGCACUGCUUGACCUAGAACAAGAGUUUCUGGCUGACCCGCAUCUUUCCAUCUCACAUGUUAAUUAUUCCUUGGACCAGUUCCAGUUACUCUUCCCCUCUGUGAUGGUCAUGGUGGAACAGAUCAAGACUCAGAAGAUUCAUGGGUGUCAGAUAUUGGAGACAGUCCACAAGCAUAGCUGUGGGGGGUUGCCUCCUGUUCGCAGUGCUCUUGAGAAGAUUCUGGCUGUGUGUCAUGGAGUCAUGUAUAAGCAGCUCUCUGCCUGGAUGCUGCAUGGAUUGCUCCUAGACCAACAUGAAGAGUUCUUCAUCAAACAGGGCCCCUCUUCUGGGAAUGUCCCUAGCCAACCCGAAGAAGAUGACGAUGACCUAGGAAUUGGGGGACUUACAGGAAAACAGUUACGAGAACUGCAGGACCUGCGCUUGAUUGAGGAGGAGAACAUGUUAGCUCCAUCUCUAAAACAGUUUUCUCUGCGAGUAGAAAUGCUGCCGUCAUACAUUCCUGUGCGGGUUGCUGAGAAAAUCCUCUUUGUGGGAGAAUCUGUACAGAUGUUUGAGAAUCAAAAUGUUAACCUGACCAGAAAAGGCUCCAUCCUAAAAAACCAGGAAGACACUUUUGCAGCAGAGCUACAUCGACUCAAGCAGCAACCGCUCUUUAGUGUGGUGGACUUUGAAUCAGUGGUUGACUGGAUACGGAGCACUGUGGCUGAGCAUCUUUGGAAACUGAUGGUGGAGGAAUCAGAUUUACUAGGACAACUGAAGAUUAUAAAAGACUUUUACCUUUUGGGAAGAGGGGAGCUCUUUCAGGCCUUCAUUGACACUGCACAGCACAUGUUAAAAACACCGCCUACGGCUGUAACUGAACAUGAUGUCAACGUUGCAUUUCAGCAAUCUGCUCAUAAGGUACUGUUAGAUGAUGACAACCUUCUUCCUCUGCUUCACUUAACCAUUGAGUAUCACGGAAAGGAGCAUAAAGAUACUUCUCAGACUCGUGAAGGGCCUUCCCGGGAGUUAUCGCCACGCGAAGCCCCCGCAUCUGGAUGGGCAGCUCUGGGCCUUUCUUACAAAGUUCAAUGGCCACUGCACAUUCUCUUUACUCCUGCUGUUCUGGAGAAGUACAAUGUUGUGUUCAAAUACCUGCUGAGUGUGCGACGAGUCCAGGCUGAGCUACAGCACUGCUGGGCUCUCCAGAUGCAACGCAAACACCUGAAAUCUAACAGAACCGAUGCCAUCAAGUGGCGUCUGAGGGAUCACAUGGCUUUCCUUGUGGACAAUCUUCAGUAUUACCUGCAGGUGGAUGUACUGGAAUCUCAGUUCUCACAGCUUCUGCAGCAGAUAAAUGCCACACGAGAUUUUGAGAGUAUACGGUUGGCUCAUGAUCAUUUCUUAAGUAAUCUGUUGGCGCAGUCUUUCAUCCUCCUAAAACCUGUUUUCCACUGCUUAAAUGAAAUUCUGGAUCUUUGUCAUAGUUUUUGUUCUCUGGUCAGUCAGAAUCUGGGCCCAUUGGAUGAACGGGGAGCUGCACAACUCAGUAUUUUGGUGAAGGGAUUCAGUCGUCAGUCAUCGCUUCUCUUCAAGAUUCUCUCUAGUGUUCGCAACCAUCAGAUAAACUCUGACUUGGCUCAACUGCUGCUACGCUUGGAUUAUAACAAAUACUACACCCAGGCUGGAGGAACUUUGGGCAGCUGGCUCUUGCCUGGUGAACCACUGUUUCAGAAGGAAUGGGCAGGAGGUGCCACUUAUCUGGACUACGAUCCUUCGCAAGCUGGAAUACGGAGGAAGUAG
Nipponia nippon (crested ibis) is the source of this 1878-nucleotide messenger RNA. The record is from RefSeq and is a predicted model, not a curated record. Lineage: Eukaryota; Metazoa; Chordata; Aves; Pelecaniformes; Threskiornithidae.